UCUGUCAGAUUCUGUAUUUUUGUCUUAAAAUUCAAAGGAAGAUUUUGUGCAAAUCAUUUAAAUUAUUUUCUACUUACUUAUUCAAAAAAAUGGACGACUCAAUGAAACACGAAGACUUGCUAAUAAAACUACGGGCGAAACUAAACGAAGAGAAGAUUAAACUAUGGGAGCCCCCGUUCGUCCAAACAGACGGCGUAGUUCCACAGAGUUUACAGGAUCUAGCACACAAGUACUCAUCACAGUUGUCGGAGACCACUGAGGCAGUGCUCGAGGCCCUUGUUGAGCUUCAGACACACUCCGUGGAGCGGUGCAGAGCCAACCAGGAGUUCAAGGAGACCGGGACCGCUACGCUCAGGGUCAAGGUUGUGCUGCCUGGGGCUAAGGCAAAGAACCUAAGUAUCCAGAAGAAACUAAAUAUUUUGGGUAGUGAGCUGAUAGAAGCUGUUGCAACUGAAAUUAAUGUUGACCAAAGCAGAGUGAAGCUGAUAGUGAAUGGAAAAGUGGUGAAGCCCCAGCCCACUAUCGCGGAGCAAGGAAUACAGAAUGGAGCUCAAGUCAUGGCUCUUGUACUGGCAGAGACCCCGGAGGCUAUAAAGGAGGAGGACAACAUGUACUUGGAGAUGAAGGCGACCCGGGACGACGCCACGCUGCUGUCGGAGUGCGUGGACGAUGUGGACGACGACGAUGAGUAUAUGAAGCUAGAAGACCAAUCAGGCCAAGCGGUACAACUGCCAGCAGCGGAGCGGCGCGCGCUGCUGGUGGGGCUCGCGCUGCACGCCCGCGGCCGCGCCGCCCUCGCCGCAGCGGCCCCGCAGCGCGCGCUGCCGCUGCUGCUGGAGGCCGACCGGCUGUUCAGCGAAUGCCGCUCAUCCCUCCUCGCCCGAGUGGACAACUGGCCUCUCCUACAACUAGACAUAGCGUGGUGCUACGUCAAACUACGCGCCACACACGCGACGCACGCGGGCGACGCGGCGCGGCGGCUGGCGGCGGCGCGCGACGCGCUGACUAGGACGUAUGCUGCUGGCGGGGGGACAACCCACCAGCGAGUCCUGUUCAUGCGUCUGAGCCUCCUCCAGGGCAUCGUGGCGUAUCAUCAGAACAAGCGGGACGAGGCCAGGAGUUUCUUGCAGAGCGCUGAGGAUGACUUGAAUGCUUUGCGAGUAGACCCAUCAGCCCUCCUAUCCCUCCAAGAGCUGGGCUGGUCAGCGGGGGCGGCGCGGGGGGCGCUGCGGGCUACGGCGGGGGACGCCCCCCGCGCGCAUGACUAUCUGGAGACCAGGCGCCAGGAGCGGCAGGAGGCACGGGCUAGGAAUAAGGCUGACAGACAAUCCCGAAAACUCGGCGUGUGUCUCGAUGGAACCCCAGUCUCGGCCCGUCUGGUGGCGGCGCUGGCGGACAUGGGGUUCCCGCGGCGCCGCGCCGUGCCCGCGCUGCGGACCAGUAACAACAACGUCGCUGACGCCGUCAGAGCCUUACAGGAUGAUGGGAUUGUGGCGAGCGAGAGUGAAGGUUCUUCGGACGAAGUGAACAGCAGCUCCGACCACUCGCUGGUGGAACCUGACGAGAAACUUGUCGUUGAAUUGGCUGCGAUGGGCUACGGCACGGCCGAGGCGCGACAAGCAUUGAGCCUAUCGCGGAAUGACGUCAGCAAAGCAGUCGACUUGCUGCACCAAGGUGAUCCGUCCAAUCCGUCAACCAGCGCCGCGACUUCUAGCAAUAAAACCAAGAAAGACAAGAGUGAGAAGAUGAAGAGAAAGAAAGAGAGGGAAGAAGCCUUCGCUCGUCUAUCCUCCUCUAUCGCGGCUGAUGAUGAUGACAACCUCAACUCGUCGUUGGCAGAAGAAGAGGAGGUUCUAGCUCAGUAUCAGUCUCUGCUGUGAGGGGGCAGAAGAGAACAACGGGCGUACGUUCACUAUUGGAUAUUGCAUGCUCUCUGUUAUAAGUUAUACAGGUGAAGCAAAAGUACAGUAAGAGAUUUUUGAGAAAUCCAUGAAAACGUGAGCGUGAUGAACGGAGUUCAUGAGAACGGUAUUUUUUCAGGAAAAUUGUGAGCCCUUCGGCUUAUUAUACCACUUAUGCAACACUCUGUAUAAGUUUACA
Messenger RNA from Plutella xylostella (diamondback moth), 2100 nucleotides. The record is from RefSeq and is a predicted model, not a curated record. NCBI's taxonomy places the organism in Eukaryota, Metazoa, Arthropoda, Insecta, Lepidoptera, Plutellidae.